This is a messenger RNA of Lodderomyces elongisporus, 609 nucleotides long. RefSeq lists its product as uncharacterized. The transcript has a single exon. Lineage: Eukaryota; Fungi; Ascomycota; Pichiomycetes; Serinales; Debaryomycetaceae. Bases 1 to 609 code for a protein of 202 amino acids. The record is from RefSeq and is a predicted model, not a curated record.
AUGUGGCCAUUCACUAGCUCAACAAACAAAGUCAACGACGAAGAUCUUGAAAAAGUCACAAAGGACCUUCCUGCAGACCUUCAAGAAUUCCUUAUAAAGGAAAACCCAGAAACAAGAAACAUCAAUACUCAUGACCCUACAUUGCCUUACAAAUUCGAAUCAUCUCGAGAUAUCAAAACCGUCGACCGUGUCCUAUCCAUCAAGGCCCAGCAAAUUCAACGCACUCCACGCGAACAACUCGAAUGGGAUGAAUUCCAAGUCAAAAACCAGAUUGACAAAGCGGUAAAGAUCAACUGUUCCGAGAUUGAAGCAGCAAUGAACUCGGAUUUACAAGACACGCCAUUUUGGAAAAUCUUUGCUUCAUUACCUGGGUCAACCCAGAGAGAUACUUUGAAAGACUGUAAAAAGUAUCAGAUGGAUGGAUUAAAGACAUUGUUUUAUCACAAAUGUUAUAGCCAAGCACAAUGUUUGGCGAUUAAAAUGUUUGUUGAUACUGCGUUUGUAAAGAACUUUGGCGAAUUGGGCCAGGAACAAAAAGACCCCGAAAAAGUCGAUCAGUAUUAUCGAGAUUUGAACCAAGCGUUUGAUGUAUUGUGGUCAGAAAAGUAA